AAUAAAGAAGCGAUAUCUCUGAAUAAUUAAUUGGAUAGUCUACUUUUAAGUUAUUCUGUAGUUUACAACACUACUAACAUAUUAAUGAUAUUAAUUAUUAAUUUAUUAUACAUUUUGAUAGCUUGCGUUUGUGCAGGUGCGACUCCAAUUAGAUUUGAUGAAGAGCAAACAAUAAUUAGCAAUAGAAUCCCUAGUGAGAUUGAAGCAGCAUCUAUAGCCAGAACUUUAGUAUUUCGUGAAUCAUUAACUAAUAUAAAUACAAUUAAAAAGAUAAUUAGUAAUGGAAUUCAUAAAUCAAUUCCAGUAUCUUCAGUAGAAUAUUAUGUGGAUGUAGAUGAAGAUGGUGAUCCAUACUUAUUAUUAGUAGAUAUUGGAUCAACUAAUCAAAAUAUAAUUAAAGGUUCAGAAUUUUCUUUAACAAUUAGAGUCGGAGAUCAUCCUACUAAUGAUGAUGUAAAUGAAGAAUAUCCUGGAGGUAUUGAAAAUUCACCUGCUGGAUCUCCGAGAGUUCAAUUGACGGGGAAAUUAGUUAAUAAGACAUAUAAAAAUCCUUUGGAUAUAGAUUUAAUAAAGUUAGAGACAGCCUUCUUAAGAAGACAUCCUGAUGCUAGAUAUUGGUUACCUAAUUCAAUCGUAAGUCCUCAUAAAUCCCAUUGGGUUAAAUUUAAGGUUGAAGAUAUUUAUUUAAUAGGAGGAUUUGGUGAUAGAGCUUAUAUUGGAUCUAUUGACCCAGAAAUAUAUCACUCUGUUGGUACAAUACCAGAUGCUGAUAGUAGCUUAUAGUAAAAUAUGAUUUAUUUAUUUUGAGAUUUUAUAGCUUGUAAGAUUACUUGUAUUGGUUUAAAAGUAACUAAUCUUAGUAACAUGUAUUAAAUAAUAGGACAUA
Messenger RNA from Scheffersomyces amazonensis, 886 nucleotides. RefSeq names its product CREG family protein. The record is from RefSeq and is a predicted model, not a curated record. The transcript has a single exon. Bases 85 to 783 code for a protein of 232 amino acids. NCBI's taxonomy places the organism in Eukaryota, Fungi, Ascomycota, Pichiomycetes, Serinales, Debaryomycetaceae.